Molecule: messenger RNA, 774 nt
Organism: Giardia duodenalis
Lineage: Eukaryota; Fornicata; Diplomonadida; Hexamitidae
Product: Proteasome activator pa28 beta subunit
Exons: 1
Coding region: 1-774 (257 amino acids)
Biological process (GO): regulation of proteasomal protein catabolic process; positive regulation of endopeptidase activity; regulation of G1/S transition of mitotic cell cycle
Cellular component (GO): cytoplasm; proteasome activator complex; nucleoplasm
Molecular function (GO): endopeptidase activator activity
Source: RefSeq, a predicted model, not a curated record
AUGAAGGGCGUCCGGCGGCUCGAAGCCAAGGAUCGUAUGAACAGGAUCCGAGAGGUGGAGCGCAUGAUGAAGGAGGAGAUGCGUGCUGUACAACGGGAAAGCGAGGAGGCCAUUUAUCUGAAGCUCCCCUCCAUUGCCAUCAGUUUCUUUACGUACCAGAAGCAGACGAAAGAGUACAUAGCCUCGCUCGUUCCACAGCUAGACGAGCGGUUCUACUCACUCAUUAGAGUGCCCACAAAGCAUACCAAACCUAAGAAGGACGAAGUCGUUCACAGCGUCCUCAUCAACGAGGCCUUCCCAAUCAUGACCAACCCUGACAUCACAAGCAGCCCGGUGCUUCUCUUUCCAGCAGAAGAGAUCCUUGAGCUGGAGCAGAAUUUAGAAGCACAGUGUCGAGACUUGGCGACCGCACUGCGAAGCAUCAAGAGAUGGAUGGCGGUGCUCGGCGCUGCAGACAACCUUACCGUGAUGGCAGAGGAAGCCGUGGGGAUAUCUAUGGAGGUUAUCGAGACCAUAGACACGUCCGCUAUGUCCUUGCGCAACCUCUUUGUCGACUACCACGCAAAGCGUUCACGGGCAGUGUGUAACUUUCAGAAGCACGGUUCACUGGAUUACUUCCAGCUGGUUGUUCUCACAGACAAACAGAUGUUCAUGUCUAUCUCAAACUUUGUGGAAGAAAUGUAUGAUAUCGUUUGUAUGUGCUACGAGAUCUUAGAUCAAAACUUUGACAAGUUCAUAAAUCCCCGCAUGUCCGUGGACAGAGGGUACCACUGA